CACCUCAGAUCCAGGACGUCCUUCCUCUUCCUCCUCCUCUUCCUCCAGAGACAUGUGUUCCACUCCGUUGGCCCUCCUGCUGGUUCUCAGCACGGCCUCCUGCUUCGAGCUGCUGCCCGAAGAAGCUGCUCCUCGUCGGGCACGAUUCUCCUCCAACACCCCCACUGAUGUGGCCAGAUGUCUGAACGGAGCUGUGACGGUGGGAUGCGGAUUCUUCUCCUGCCUCGAAAACUCAACCUGCGACACCGACGGGAUGCACGAGAUCUGUGAACUGUUCCUCCAAUCAGCUUCCUCCUUCAACACCGAGGGUAAGGCCUUCGUGAAGAAGAGUCUGCACUGCAUCACUCAGGGAAUUUCAACGAAGAUUUUCCAAACGAUCCGACGCUGCAACAUCUUCCAGAGGAUGAUCGCAGAGGUGCAGGAGGAUUGUUUUAGCAGUUUGGAUAUCUGCACUGUGGCGAGAACAAACCCUGAUGCUAUCGGAGAGGUGGUGCAGGUUCCUACUCACUUCCCCAACAGAUAUUACAGCACUCUCCUCCAGACGCUUCAGUCAUGUGACGAGCAGACGGUUUCGGCGGUGAGGGCGGGGCUUAUUUCUCGUUUGGGUCCCGACAUGGAGACUUUCCUGCAGCUUCUUCAGAACCAACCGUGUUCUGCAGAUUCUGCCGGAGCCUCGGCUUUCAACAACCCGUCCAGCUGGAGGAACACACCUGUGUUCAACAUCCAGCCGAGGCACGGAGAUCGCGACCUCACUCACCUGUUCGCUAGGAAGAGGUCUGUGGACGACAUGGAGGGGGGCGUCAACGCAGAGCAGUAGAUAACACACACAUUAACACACAUUAACACACGCUUUUAUGCACAUUAGGGCUGGGUGAUAUCGUGGAAAAAGCAAGAUUUUGGGACCAAAUACCUCGAAAUUGUGACAAAAUUCAAUAUAUUGUGAAAGCUGGAAUGAUUUGUUUUCUAAAUAAUCAUCAGUAAUGUGCAUUUAAUCAGUUAUGCAGUGUAAUAGAGUACAUUUACGCAAGUACAUUAACACACACACACGCACACGCACACACACACACACACACAGACACACACACACACACACACACACACACACACACACACGCUGUUAUGCACAUUAGGGCUGGGUGAUAGUGUGAAGAAUACCAAAAACCUUGAAAAAGUAUUGUACUUUUUGAGGUGGUUUAUACUACUUAAGUAAGUUAUACACACACACACACACACACACACACACACACACACACACGCUUAAAUGGGUGAUAUGCAGAAAAAUAUCAGACCAAAUACCUCAAAAUUGUGACAAAAUUCAAUAUAUUGUGCACGCUGCAAUGAUUUUUUUGCUAAAUAAUCAUCAGUAAUGUGGAAUAAAGUACAUUUACUCAAGUAUUGUACUUUUUUUUAGGUACUUUAUACUGUGGAAAAAUCAAAAAACAAACAUUUAAUGCAGCCUUAAAUUCAGAUAAACGACAUUUACUCUUGUAUUUAUAAAAUAUGAAUAUCGCCCGGCCCUAACUCACGCUGAUACCUUUGUGAACAUGCAGAUUAAUGAUCACCUGUUGCAGCUUUAGUUGGGGAUCUGGGGGAAACACUUGCUAUUAAAAUCGUAUUAUUCUUAUUCUCAUCUGGUGUAAUUGACUAGCUGACAUCUCAAAGGGGAAGAUUACAGAGGUUAUAAUUGAUAUUUAUUUUGUUGAACAGGUUAAUUUAUAUUUAAAGUAGAGAGAGGGGCUUCGUGCUGGCCGUGGAGCUUCUGGUCUGAGAGCGUUUCAUUAUUAGUUAAAGCUGUAUUUGAACGUGUCUGUGAACCUGAGAAUAAAUGAUGUUAUGAUUCA
Messenger RNA from Trematomus bernacchii (emerald rockcod), 1841 nucleotides. RefSeq names its product stanniocalcin 1, like (gene stc1l). The transcript is spliced from 5 exons. The record is from RefSeq and is a predicted model, not a curated record. The coding region runs from base 53 to 817 and encodes 254 amino acids. Gene Ontology annotation, molecular function: hormone activity. Gene Ontology annotation, biological process: intracellular calcium ion homeostasis. NCBI's taxonomy places the organism in Eukaryota, Metazoa, Chordata, Actinopteri, Perciformes, Nototheniidae. Gene Ontology annotation, cellular component: extracellular region.